AUGUCGAAGAACAAUGAUACUUCUCAAAGUAUUCCAAUUUAUAUAGCUGAUAAUUUGCCAUCAUUACCCGUCACUAAUGAUGAUAACGUUACCCACAGUGAUAUCCCAUUGCUUUUUGAUAUACAAGCUAUUAAGAAGCUAAGAUAUGAAAUGGACAUUUUGGGUGUUUUAAUAGGUACACUACCAUCGGCAUCACAACAGAAUUUAUUCCUUAGCAUACCUUUAAGAUUGAUGGUAGAAGAAGCCAUAUGGCUAGUUAACUCUGGGAAAUGUUACUUUAAGAAAUUAAAUUAUAUUACCAAUACUGGUGCAAACUGUGAUGAUGAAUUACCUAAGAAAUACAUGCAUUCCAUCAAAAAUUUGCAAGAAAUCGAGCUGAAAAAAUAUAUGAAAAGGCAAUUUGAAUACAAAUAUAAAUUGAAACUGGAGAAGGAAGCCCAAUUUUGUAACACCAAGGUGAAAAGUGAUGCGAUGAUUACCCGCACAGAUUUUGAAAAGCAUUACAAGAAGAUGGAGCCUAGCUUAUUUAUUCCAAUAUCGAAUACUUCAUCAUUAAUAGCACAUGAUGAACAUAGCUACAGGAAGUACCAAGCUGAUAAAGAAUUCAGUGACAGGAUGGUACGUUAUUUAUAUAAAAGGUAUAAAUAUGAUUAUGUUGUGUAUAAACACUUACGCGAAUAUAAACGUGAGCAGAGAUGUGUAGAAGAUAUGGAAGAGGGCAAGGAUAGUGACAGUGAAAGAUUUUAUAUAUCACCUGGUUCCAAAUUUGGUGGUAGAUUUAUAGUUUAUCCUGGAGAUCCGUUGAGAUACCAUUCUCAUAUGAUUAUUCAAAGUCCAAAACUAAUAACAACUGAUAACAAUAGUUCAGACACUACUGAUGGAAUUGACUUAUUAGAGUUGGUUUGUUCUGGCCGAUUAGGUACCGGUGUAAAGAAAACGUGUGUUUAUCCAUUUAUAAAUGUUACCAAAGUUGCUAAAGAUAUAACAACAGACCAAUCUAGCAUUGAUAAUUGUAGUUUUUAUUCAAUUGAGUGGUCUGGAUUUGGUUAG
This is a messenger RNA of Saccharomycodes ludwigii, 1050 nucleotides long. RefSeq names its product tRNA splicing endonuclease subunit SEN34 (gene SEN34). The coding region runs from base 1 to 1050 and encodes 349 amino acids. Gene Ontology annotation, cellular component: tRNA-intron endonuclease complex. The transcript has a single exon. The record is from RefSeq and is a predicted model, not a curated record. Gene Ontology annotation, biological process: tRNA-type intron splice site recognition and cleavage; tRNA splicing, via endonucleolytic cleavage and ligation. Gene Ontology annotation, molecular function: nucleic acid binding; tRNA-intron lyase activity. NCBI's taxonomy places the organism in Eukaryota, Fungi, Ascomycota, Saccharomycetes, Saccharomycodales, Saccharomycodaceae.